Neodiprion virginianus is the source of this 1070-nucleotide messenger RNA. RefSeq lists its product as uncharacterized. The transcript has 5 exons. The coding region runs from base 188 to 940 and encodes 250 amino acids. NCBI's taxonomy places the organism in Eukaryota, Metazoa, Arthropoda, Insecta, Hymenoptera, Diprionidae. The record is from RefSeq and is a predicted model, not a curated record.
CAAUAGUGUUAGUUGGCAAUAUAGAUUUUCACAGGAUAAUCAAAAGAUUGACAGAAGGCUCCGAUUGGCUCGGACUCGGGUCAGGCGACUCAUAAAUCCACGCCAUUGGUCGGCUGGUCACGUGUUGUAUCAACUACUUACCGGUGACGAAUCUUCCGUGGCGGAGUCGCAACCGCCUCCUGGAGGUAUGGCGCAAAGUAGAGCAAGUUCUCACUCACUUGCGGAUGCUGUAAAAAUGAUUCUAAGGCAUUUUUUGGGUAUGCAAAUAACACGUAAUUCGAAAUCAUCGCUGCGAAGGGGUUGUUUAGUAAUAGAUAUUGAAUUACGUGCUAAUAAAAGGCGUGAUUUAUACGCUGUGCAAAUGACCCACUGUGGAUGCUGGACUAACACCGGAGUCCAAAAUUUAUUCGACGAAUUGUGUCUCCUAGUAAAAAAUGGAAUGCUGCCCGAUAAACCGGUGCUGGCUCAAGCGUUUACAAGAAAUUCCGGCGAUGCGAAAGAAACUCGUUAUAUCAUAGAAGGAGGGCCGAGUUUUGGUCAAAAACAGUUUUUGUUGAACAAUCCCAUAAUCCAUUUUCCGUCAUUUCGAAAUUACGUCUUGAUCAAGUUACAGUACAGAAUCUCGUCCGAUCAUCUAUUAGAAUUCAAGGAAAUACUGGUCUGCGAAUUCAAAACAUUAAGAGAGUCCAAUCCCAACGUAAAAAUCACGUUUUACUAUGAGAAGGACGUUUUCUACACGAACCACGUUCAAUCCGACGACGACUUUCAAGACUCACAAUCGCUGAGCCUUUCAUUAAUAUCAAUCGUGAAACAAAGUAUGAAUAACGAAUUUAAAGAACGUUGCUUAAAUACUGUCGGCGCCGACAAUGCCCACGAAGCGCAGAAGCUUCUAGGGAAAACACUCUUCUCUAUGACACACGAAAACUAUAUGAUUCCGUGAUGUAACGUAAUAUAUUUAAAGACGAAUAACAUUUUUUUUCACACCCCGUUACGCAAGAAUUAUCGUGUAAUAAAGAAUAUCACGCGAUUAUAUCGAUUAAAAACUCUAACAUAUAAUCGUGUACGUGCAA